AAUGGGAGGGAGGGGGUAUAUGUAUGUGUCAGCCCUGCCCUCGGCGUGUGUGUGUGUAUGUGUGUUUAUGUACCAGGGCAGGGGCACUGAAUUAGUGGUCAGGAGCGCGGUUACAGGGAGGGUGCGGUCUCGGCGGAGGCAAUCUCAGCCAGUUACACUUCGGCGCCGCACUGUUCAAAGAGGCUCCAGGUCUUUGCUGCUCGGUCCGAUUUCUUGCCAGGAUCUGCCGGCUCAGCGGCUCCGGCACCGUCCGCAGCUGCCCCGUCGCCUUCUGAAGCACCUUCUUUUGACUUUCCUGCCUCGGACGCUUUCCCGUCACUUUAUCACCUGAGAAAUUCUCUCCGCCUGCUUGCCGGGUCAACGCGGACUCUGGUUUCUCCCCUAUCAGUGGAUCGCACAGACUUCUAGGUGCCCCGUUCUCUCACUCACACACGCUCCCUCUCUCUCUUUCGUUGCCUGAUCUGCCGUUCUCCGCGGUUCCUGACACACUCCCUCUAUCCCUGACGUUCUCUCCCCUGCCGACUUUCUCCAUCUCUCAAUUCCCCGAUCCUCCCUGCACCCUUCACUUUAGCACCUCAUUGCCGCUCUUUCUAUCCCGUUUCUCUCCCACUACCAAUACAUCUCCCCGCCGGCUUCCUCUUACCCCUUCCCUUUAUCUCAUAUAUUUACAAUUAUAUUCUUAAUUAUUUCUCCUCCCUCGGUCUAGUUCUCUCUCACGGUCUUUGGCAUCGCUUCGCAGCGGGAUCACCCUUACACCCCCUCCCUCACGGGACUUCCCAUGCACCGUCCGGAGAGAGGUCGGUGGCGGCCGGAGCAGUGAACGCUGGGUUGGGUCGGUGCGCUCCCAGGGACGCGGAGUGGAGAACCGGCGUGCGCCCUGGAUGGGGGUCUUGGUUGCAACCGGGCGCCUAGGCUGAUCGCCACUCUUGGAGAGGGUUAGGGGUGGGAGGGUGGGGAAAGGAGGGAGGGGUGUGUGUUUGUGUGGGUUGAUAGCAUAUACCCCCUGCGUGAGGGGGUGUAGGCUGGAAAGGGUGAGGGUGAAGAAGUGUGCCGGGGGAGGCUUUCAGUACUGCCCUGACCCGCCAGUAGACUGGGGACUCUGGCGAUGAGACCGUGGACGGUACUGCUGCUGUUGUCGGCUUGGGUUCCUCUCCUCUGCCCCGGCGCCCUGGGCUGCGGCCCGGGGAGAGGUUACGGCAGCCGGCGGAGACACAACCGAAAGCUGACGCCGCUCGCCUACAAACAGUUCAUCCCCAACGUGGCCGAAAAAACCCUGGGAGCCAGCGGCAAGUCGGAGAGUAAGAUAAACAGGAACGCGUCCCGCUUCAAGGACCUGAUUCCGAACUACAACCCCGACAUCAUCUUCAAAGACGAGGAGAAAUCCGGCGCGGACAGGCUCAUGACACAGCGUUGCAAAGAUAAACUGAAUGCCCUUGCGAUCUCAGUGAUGAACCAGUGGCCUGGCGUGAGGCUGCGAGUGACCGAAGGUUGGGAUGAAGACGGUCACCAUUCCGUGCAGUCCUUGCACUAUGAGGGACGGGCAGUGGAUAUCACCACCUCGGACAGAGACCGUUCCAAGUACGGGAUGCUGGCGCGACUGGCGGUUGAGGCAGGCUUUGACUGGGUCUACUAUGAAUCAAAGGCUCACAUCCAUUGUUCAGUCAAAUCAGAUCACUCCAUGGCAGCCAAAACUGGCGGCUGUUUCCCUGGGAAUGCCAGCAUCCUGAUGGAGGACGGCCAGAGGAAGGGGGUCUCCGAGCUGCAGCCCGGAGACCGGGUGCAGACUGUGGAUCAAGAUGGCCAGGUUGUUUUCAGCACCUUCGUGACCUUCCUGGACCGGCAGCCUGAGACAGUGAAGUUAUUCCACGUGCUCGAGACUCAGGAGCCGCCUCGGAGGCUGCAGCUGACUGCCGCGCACUUGGUCUUCGUGGCAGACAACUUCACCUUGGACCUGGGCCGCUUCAGGCCCACUUUCGCCAGUGAGGUGAGGGCCGGACAGUACGUGUACACGGUGGAUGGCCCUGCGCAGGUGACGGGGGUCUCGCUGCGGGCAGACGUCGGCGCCUACGCCCCACUAACCCAGCAGGGCACGCUUUUGGUGGACGGUGUGUUGGCUUCCUGCUUUGCCGCCAUCGAGGGCCACAGCCUGGCGCAGAUGGCCUUUGCCCCGCUUCGCCUCUGCCAUCGAUUGGCGUCCAUCUUUGGCCAAGUUUGCCCUGCCAUCAGCCAGGAGGGCAUUCACUGGUACUCACAGCUACUGCACCGGAUUGGCAGGCUCAUUCUUAGCCCCAGUGACUUCCACCCCUGGGGUGUUGCGCAAGGCUGAGGCCCGGCGUCAUGGGCUGAGGCUUCGACACGGGAGCGGGUGUGUAUCAGGCACGCGGGGAGGCCCUGACCCAUCCCCCCACAUUUCCUCCUCUCUCCUCCCAGUAGAUCAGGUAAAUUGCACUGCUUUGGGGACAUUGUCCUGUGUCUACAGCUUCCAGGAUUCAUGGAUCCGAGAUCUCCCUUCUCUGGAAGGGAAAAACACCUGCUCAUGAUCUCUGGAGUUAGACUUUGCUUUGUUGGCAUUGAGAACAGGAGUUUACUUCAUUGUGGCUGAGAAAAAGGAAACUCUCACCUUGGACAGAAUUACCCGGGGCCCCUACUUGAGUCAAAGCCAUCCGUAUCUAAACGUUGCAUUCUUCAGAGCUGUGGAUAAUUGGACAAGGAUGUUUGUGGACUCAGAUUCAAAGUAUUGCGUUUUUCACUCACCUAUCAUUUUGCAGUUUCCUUUACAAAUUGCUGCGCCCCACAUUGAACGAGAACGGCUGGGUAAACAUGUUGCAUUCUAGCUGUACUGCAGACAGUUUCACUAGUGCAUCGACACAGACGUAUGAUUACCAAGAUGUAUAUAUCCUAAAAUAUCUCUCAGCAUAUACAGGGUUAUCAUCUCCAUACAGAGGCUAGACAAGGGACCACAGCUUGAGUCAUGUUUGCUUUGCUGCUGAAUCAUGUUCAUUAAAAUCUUUCACCAUCAAUGCCGAGAAUUGAAAAAACAUCAAAUCAUUAGUGUUUGGUUUACAUCAGGAGAGUCACAGCCAAAUCCCAAUGGAGAUUUAAGGUUACCAUCUCUAUUCUUGGAGGUUUCCAGUGUGACUUUUCCACCCUCAACAUCCCUCUCAAGCUGGACACUGCUCCUUUUUGCCUCUUAAGGAAGGACUUGCCCCAUUCAUAAUCUCCAUCUGUGGGGGUCAGAUCGGACAAUCAAGGUCCUGACUCCUUUCCUCUACAUGUCACUACUCCAGACAGAAAAGGGGAGAUAAAUCUUCUCAAGUCUAACCUCAUGACAAACCCAGAAUGAGAAAUGUAAAGGGGCUUUGGAGUUUGACUCUGCAGUUGACUAUUUGACCAUGUAGGUCCUCCAAUAAAUCCACCCUUUAGCCUGAUAAUACUUUAACCUCUGUCUUCCAAAAUGUGCUCACAAAUCGUCAUCCCUCAUCCCCCACACACCCUACCUUCCCCUCUCAACCGGACUCACCUAUCUUGCCAGCUUGUGCUCCUCCCCUCGUACCCCUCCACCUUUUAAUUUAGCUUCUGUCUUCUUCCUUUCUGGUCCUGAUGAAGGGGUCUCGGUCCAAAGAGUAGACUGCUUAUUCCCCUCCAUAGAUGCUGCCUGACUUGCUGAGAUCCUCCAGUAUUUUGAGCGUGUUGCUCACCUAACUGGUCAUCAACCAUCACACUGCAAAAGGUUUCAACUGUCACAUUUGAGUUAUCCGGAGGAAGGGAUGGAAAAUCUUUCUUAGGUAAAUUUUGGGCCCCUUAUGUACUGACAUUGGAGAGAGUCCAGAGGAGGUUCAUGAAAAUUAUCCCUGGAAUUAAAGGGUUAAUGUUUGAAGAGCUCUGUAUUCACCGGCAUUUAGAAGAAUAAGCGGAGCUCUCUCUGGAACCUAUGGAAUAUUGAAAGGCCUAGACAGAGUGGAGGUGAAGAGGAUGUUUCCUAUUAUGGGGAGAGUAUAGGACAAAAGGGCUCAUCCUCAGAAUAGAAGGACAUCCCUUUACAACAGAGAUGAGGAGGAAUUUCUUUAACCAGAGGUUGGUGAAUCUGUGGAAUUCAUUGCCACAGAUUACUUUGGAGGCCAAGUCAUUGGGUGUAUAUAAAGCAGAGGUUGAUAGGUUCUUAAUUAGUAAGGGCAUCAAAUUUUAUGAGGAGAAGGCAGGAGAGUGGGGUUGAGAGGAAUAAUAAAUCAGCCAUGAUGGAAUGGCCUAAUUCUUCUCAUACGUCUUGUAGUCUUAUAGUCUUAUGGUGAGGGUUUCUAAGCUGUGGGGGCAAGAUUUCAGAAACUUCCCUCAGCUGACUUUGAACAUGUUGGGAAACUCAAGGUCCAAUGGGUACUUAUACAUGCAAAUCAGCAGGUUGCAUUACCCCAUUUGAAGAACAGCGCGAAAUUUGGAAUGUUAUGUAUGAAAAAUAAACAGCUUGCAGAUUGUACAGGAAUGUUAAGUUUGAAAUUCUUUGAUCUCUCCAACACUGCCCCGGUACUCACUCAUGCAAGAUUACUCUACUUCAGAUUUCCUUAACCACCUCAGUUUGUUCAUGGGUUUGCUUUGGAUGGCAGGAAGGCCUUUUUUUGCCAGCUGUCUUUAGUGAAUUUUUAAAACUUAUCUUCAAAAAUAUCUAAAUACUGUUCCAAUUCUUCAACCUACAAACAGCAGACUUAUAAAUACAAGGAGAUUCUCCAGAUGCUGAAAAUCUUGAACAACACAAACAAAAUGCUGGAGGAAUUUGGCAGGCCAGGCAGCAUCUACAGAGAGGAAUAAACAGUCAACAUUUUGGGCGGAGACCCUUCAUCAGGUUUGGAAAUUAAGGGGGAAGAAGCCAGAAUAAGAAGGUGGAGGGAUGGAGGGAGGAGGACAAGCUGGUGGGUGAUAGGUGAGGGGAAAGUACGAGGUUAGAGGAGGGGGAUGAAGUGAACGGCUGGAAGGUGUUGUGGAAGAGUUGAAGGGCCGAAGGAGGAAUUGGCCUUCUUAGGAGAAGACUAUGGACCUUUAGAUCUAAUCCAGUGGUGGUCUCUCUUCACUCGCCAACAAAAAAAUUUCUGGCUCCUUGUUGGCUGCAAAUUCACUGCUAUAUGUUGUACAAACAUGGUGAUGAUGCCACCAUAAUAAAGGAAUAAAGUAUCCUGACAAGUUGCUAUAUAAAUGCAAGUAGUCUUCCUGCAGAAAUUCCUGCAGCUCUAUUUUAGGCUGAACUUCCCUGGAAGUAGUCAGCUUAGGGGGGUUUGUUCCGACAAGAUGAAUGAGUUGAGAAAGGAAUUGAUUGCUGGUGGGCUGAUGAUGUCGUCGUGAUGUCACAUAGGGGACUGCCAAUCCAAUAUGGCUGCCAAAGAUGACAGAGUGGAGCCUUGAGAGAUGAGGAAACAUCAGAAGAGGAGGGGAGGCUUUGUAACUGUGGCAAUGAUGGACACGUCAAGUGGAAGGAAUGUCACUUACUGUGAAUCCUAAGUAUUCUGAAUUGGAGAAGGAGGCAAUAUUGCCCCAUUUCUCUUUCUUUCUACAUCAUGGAAACAAAGCUCUCUCCUCAACUCAUUCUGGGCUAUGUAAAUUCUGAACCAGCUCUAUAGAGUGGGCAAAGAGAUUCAAAAGAGGGGAGUGUUUCCCAUUCAUUACACCCAGUGCCGUGGAAACCCCUCGACCCCGACUCCAUCGGCACACUGAGCAACAAUGGUAAACCACGAGACUGCACACAAGUCCAGCUGAAUGCUUUGUAUUUUGCCACGUGACAAUACGUUGGAUUCAACCUAGUUUAACUAAUGAUGUGACGAUGUGUCAGACUGAACAUGAGACUGAGCACGUGAGAAAAUGCAUACGUGACCAAUCAUGUGACUGGGCACAGGACAAUGACUAUGUGCGUAACUGUACACCUGACACUUCAUGUGUAACAUGGAAACGAACAUGUGACAAAACACACAACUGAAUACACGUGUGAGCUCAUGACUAAACAACAGACUGAUCACGUGAGCUAACACAUAACUGGACAUAUGAGUACAUGCCUCAAAACUUGUUAGAAAUUUUUAUGUACACACGUACAUGCACACACACGUUUGGGUUUUAACUCUCUAUUUACAGAUAUACCCCACUCAAUGCUCAAUUCUCCCCCUAAGUUAGUUGAUUUUAUUUGAUUUUGGAAAGAAAAUAUAUGUAUAUUUCCCACAACUGCAAUUUAAUGUGUAAAUUUACACCCCAGGCAUUGUGUGUUACUUAUGAGAUUUAUUUUUAUACUUGUGAAUUGUAAUAUAGAAUUGUAAAAGUUGGCUGUCAAUAUGAAUUUUAUUAUAUUAUAUAUUAAAAUGCUAUCAAUCUGUAAAGUUUUAAUUUAAAAGAUUUUCAAGAAUAGAGAUAUUUUUAUCUUGACUUCUGAUGUUAUUCUGGAAUCUCCUGUGACUAAUCUUGCAAUGUACUUUGUUUUCUUCUAUUUAAUGAAUAAAAUUAAUAUCUGAUCACUGA
Molecule: messenger RNA, 6486 nt
Organism: Hypanus sabinus (Atlantic stingray)
Lineage: Eukaryota; Metazoa; Chordata; Chondrichthyes; Myliobatiformes; Dasyatidae
Product: indian hedgehog protein-like
Exons: 3
Coding region: 1106-2326 (406 amino acids)
Biological process (GO): cell fate specification; regulation of gene expression; multicellular organism development
Molecular function (GO): patched binding; calcium ion binding
Source: RefSeq, a predicted model, not a curated record